CCGUGGCCCCACAAUGACCCACAGCCCCGCGACAAGCGAGGAAGAGGAACGCCACAGCGCAAGCGAGUGUCCCGAGGGGGGCUCAGAAUCCGACAGCUCCCCAGACGGGCCAGGGCAAGGCCUCCGGGGGACCCGGGGCCGGGGCAGCGGGACACCUGGUAACCUGGCCUCAGUCAGAGGCCUCCAGGGCCGCUCCAUGUCUGUCCCUGACGACGCCCACUUCAGCAUGAUGGUCUUCAGGAUUGGCAUCCCGGACCUGCACCAGACAAAAUGCCUGCGCUUCAAUCCUGAUGCCACCAUCUGGACAGCCAAGCAGCAGGUGCUCUGUGCCCUGAGUGAGAGCCUGCAGGAUGUGCUCAACUAUGGCCUGUUCCAGCCAGCCACCUCAGGCCGUGAUGCCAACUUCCUGGAGGAGGAGCGGCUGCUGCGGGAGUACCCCCAGUCCUUUGAGAAGGGGGUGCCCUACCUGGAGUUCCGAUACAAGACCCGAGUUUACAAACAGACCAACCUGGAUGAGAAGCAGCUGGCCAAGUUGCACACCAAGACGGGGUUGAAGAAAUUCCUGGAAUACGUGCAGCUUGGGACGUCCGACAAGGUGGCACGGUUGCUAGACAAGGGGCUGGACCCCAAUUACCAUGAUUCGGAUUCUGGAGAGACCCCCUUGACCCUGGCGGCCCAGACUGAAGGCUCCGUAGAGGUGAUUCGAACCCUGUGCCUGGGUGGGGCCCACAUUGACUUCCGGGCCCGGGAUGGCAUGACAGCACUGCAUAAGGCCGCCUGUGCCCGGCACUGCCUUGCUCUCACGGCCCUCCUAGAUCUUGGGGGCUCCCCCAACUACAAGGACCGCCGGGGCCUGACUCCUCUGUUCCACACGGCUAUGGUGGGGGGUGACCCCCGAUGCUGUGAGCUGCUUCUGUACAAUAGAGCCCAGCUGGGCAUAGCUGAUGAGAACGGCUGGCAGGAGAUCCACCAGGCCUGCCAGCGGGGUCACUCUCAGCAUCUGGAACACCUGCUCUUCUACGGAGCUGAGCCUGGAGCCCAGAACGCCUCGGGGAACACAGCCCUGCAUAUCUGCGCCCUUUACAACAAGGAAACUUGUGCCAGGAUUCUCCUCUAUCGAGGGGCCAACAAGGAUGUGAAGAACAACAAUGGACAGACUCCCUUCCAGGUGGCAGUGAUUGCUGGGAACUUUGAGCUGGGGGAGCUGAUCCGAAACCACCGAGAACAGGAUGUGGUGCCCUUCCAGGAGUCCCCAAAGUACGCAGCCCGGCGACGAGGACCCCCAGGUACAGGGCUGACGGUGCCCCCCGCGCUGCUGCGAGCCAACAGCGACACCAGCAUGGCGCUACCCGACUGGAUGGUGUUCUCCGCCCCAGGGGCCUCAUCCUCUGGGGCCUCUGGCCCUACCUCAGGGUCCCAGGGCCAGUCGCAACCCUCGGCCCCCACCUCUAAACUCAGCAGUGGGACCCUCCGAAGUGCCAGCAGCCCCCGGGGUGCCCGGGCCCGCUCCCCAUCCCGAGGAAGGCACCCAGAGGAGGCCAAGAGGCAGCCCCGCGGACGGCCCAGCUCCAGUGGGACGCCCCGGGAAGGGCCAGCUGGGGGCACAGGAGGCUCUGGGGGCCCCGGGGGCUCCCUGGGCAGCCGAGGAAGGCGGAGGAAGCUCUAUUCAGCAGUACCUGGACGCUCCUUCAUGGCUGUGAAAUCAUACCAGGCUCAAGCUGAGGGGGAGAUCUCCCUGAGCAAAGGGGAGAAGAUCAAAGUACUUAGCAUCGGGGAAGGAGGCUUCUGGGAAGGCCAGGUCAAAGGUCGCAUCGGCUGGUUCCCUUCUGACUGCCUGGAAGAGGUGGCAAACCGCUCUCAGGAGGGAAAGCAAGAAAGCCGCAGUGACAAGGCAAAGAGGCUCUUCCGGCAUUAUACCGUGGGCUCCUACGACAGCUUUGAUGCCCCAAGCUUAAUGGAUGGGAUUGGCCCAGGGAGUGAUUACAUCAUUAAGGAGAAGACAGUCUUGCUGCAGAAGAAGGACAGUGAGGGGUUUGGGUUCGUGCUUCGGGGGGCCAAGGCGCAGACCCCCAUCGAGGAGUUCACCCCCACCCCAGCCUUCCCGGCACUGCAGUACCUGGAGUCAGUGGACGAGGGUGGUGUGGCAUGGCGAGCUGGACUGCGAAUGGGAGACUUCCUCAUCGAGGUGAAUGGGCAGAAUGUGGUGAAGGUGGGCCACCGACAGGUGGUGAACAUGAUACGCCAAGGGGGCAACACGCUGAUGGUCAAGGUGGUGAUGGUCACCAGGCAUCCGGACAUGGAUGAGGCAGUUCAUAAGAAAGCACCCCAGCAGGCUAAGCGACUCCCACCCCCAACUAUCUCCCUGCGGUCCAAGUCUAUGACCUCGGAGCUAGAGGAGAUGGAGUACGAGCAGCAGCCUGCACCGGUACCCAGCAUGGAGAAAAAGCGGACCGUGUAUCAGAUGGCUCUCAACAAACUGGAUGAAAUCUUGGCCGCAGCUCAACAAACCAUCAGUGCAAGUGAGAGUCCUGGGCCUGGUGGCCUCGCGUCCUUGGGCAAACACCGACCCAAAGGCUUCUUUGCCACUGAGUCGAGCUUUGAUCCCCACCAUCGCUCCCAGCCAAGUUAUGAGCGUCCUUCUUUCCUGCCUCCUGGACCUGGGCUUAUGCUCCGGCAAAAAUCUAUUGGGGCAGCAGAAGAUGACAGACCCUACCUAGCACCCCCAGCCAUGAAGUUCAGCCGCAGCCUGUCUGUGCCCGGCUCCGAGGACAUACCCCCACCACCUACCACAUCCCCACCAGAGCCACCCUACAGCACACCUCCAGCCCCCUCCUCCUCAGGCCGCCUCACCCCCUCCCCUCGGGGAGGACCCUUCAACCCCAGCCCAGGUGGCCCCCACCCCGCCUCCUCCCCCUCAUCUUUUGAUGGGCCCGCCCCUCCAGACACCCGGGACACCCGUGUGGGGAGCCGUGAGAAAAGCCUGUACCACAGUGGUCCCCUGCCCCCUGCCCACCACCACCCGCCCCACCACCACCACCACCACGCCCCGCCCCCUCAGCCCCACCACCACCACGCCCACCCUCCUCAUCCUCCAGAGAUGGAGACCGGUGGCUCUCCCGAUGACCCCCCACCCCGAUUGGCUCUGGGGCCCCAACCUAGCCUUAGAGGUUGGCGGGGUGGCGGGCCCAGCCCGACCUCUGGAAUCCCGUCCCCAUCGCAUCAUGGCAGCGGGGGCGCGGGCGGCGGUUCCUCCCAGGCCCCGGCUCUGCGCUACUUCCAGCUGCCCCCGCGGGCGGCCAGUGCGGCCAUGUAUGUACCAGCCCGCUCGGGCCGCGGCCGCAAGGGCCCGCUGGUCAAGCAGACCAAAGUCGAAGGCGAGCCCCAGAAGGGCGGUGGCCUCCCGCCCGCGCCCUCGCCCACGUCCCCAGCCUCCCCGCAGCCGCCGCCCACCGCGGCCGCGCCCUCGGAGAAGAACUCCAUCCCUAUCCCCACCAUCAUCAUCAAGGCUCCGUCCACCAGUAGCAGUGGCCGAAGCAGCCAGGGCAGCAGCACCGAGGCGGAGCCCCCCAGCCAGCCUGAAACCGCAGGCGGCGGCGGCGGCUCUUCGCCCAGCCCGGCCCCAGCCAUGUCCCCGGUGCCACCGUCCCCCUCGCCCGUGCCCACCCCCGCCUCGCCCAGCGGGCCAGCCACCCUCGAUUUCACCAGCCAGUUUGGAGCAGCCCUGGUAGGGGCGGCUAGGAGAGAAGGGGGCUGGCAGAACGAAGCUCGCCGGCGGUCCACACUCUUCCUCUCCACUGACGCAGGGGACGAGGAUGGAGGCGACGGUGGGCUGGGCGUAGGGGCAGCCCCGGGGCCCCGGCUACGCCACUCCAAAUCCAUCGAUGAGGGCAUGUUCUCCGCCGAGCCCUAUCUCCGGCUGGAGUCUGCGGGCGCGGGCAGUGGCGCGGGCUACGGCGGUUAUGGAGCGGGCAGCCGAGCCUACGGGGGCAGCGGGGGCAGCAGCGCCUUCACCAGCUUUCUGCCCCCGCGACCCCUGGUACACCCGCUGACCGGCAAGGCCCUGGAUCCAGCCUCCCCGCUGGGGCUGGCCCUGGCCGCCCGAGAGCGGGCGCUGAAGGAGUCCUCGGAGGGCGGUGGGGCACCCCAGCCCCCUCCAAGGCCCCCAUCGCCCCGCUACGAGGUCCCGCCGCCCACCCCGCACCACCACUCGCCCCACGCCCACCAUGAGCCAGUGCUGCGUCUCUGGGGGGCCUCCCCGCCGGACCCCGCCCGCCGUGAGCUGGGGUACCGGGCAGGGUUAAGCAGCCAGGAGAAGUCUCUGCCGGCCAGCCCACCAGCUGCCCGCCGCUCCUUGCUGCACCGCUUGCCCCCGACAGCUCCCGGGGUUGGGCCCCUCCUGCUGCAGCUGGGGUCGGAGCCCCCGGCCCCGCACCCCGGAGUGAGCAAGGCCUGGAGGUCCGGAGCCCCUGAAGAGCCGGAGAGGCUGCCCUUACACGUGCGGUUUCUCGAGAACUGCCAGCCCCGAGCCCCGGCAGCAACCGGCAGGGGGCCCCCAUCCGAGGACGGGCCGGGUGUCCCGCCGCCCAGCCCGCGGCGGUCUGUGCCCCCCUCCCCGACCUCCCCAAGGGGCAGCGAAGAGAAUGGGCUUCCCCUGCUAGUCCUGCCGCCUCCCGCCCCCUCGGUGGACGUGGAAGAUGGCGAAUUCCUCUUUGUGGAACCGCUGCCGCCUCCUUUGGAGUUCUCCAACAGCUUCGAAAAGCCUGAGUCGCCACUCACGCCUGGGCCUCCCCACCCGCUGCCCGACCCCCCCACUGCGGCCACCCCUCUACCCCCUGCGCCACCUCCAGCUGUGGCCACCGCUCCUCCUACCCUGGACUCAACCGCAUCCAGCCUGACAUCUUAUGACAGUGAGGUGGCCACGCUGACACAAGGGGCCCCUGCCGCUCCUGGAGACCCUCCUCCGCCAGGCCCGCCAGCCCCCGCAGCACCGCUGCCGCCUCCUCCUGCCCCACAGCCUGGCCCAGACCCUCCGCCUGGCACAGACUCUGGCAUUGAGGAGGUGGAUAGUCGGAGCAGCAGCGACCACCCCCUGGAGACCAUCAGCAGCGCAUCCACGCUAAGCAGCCUGUCUGCUGAAGGUGGUGGCAGUGCAGGGGUCGGUGGUAGUGGUGGGGCUGGUGUGGCAAGUGGGCCAGAGCUUCUGGACACCUAUGUGGCCUACCUGGAUGGCCAGGCCUUUGGGGGGAGUGGUACUCCUGGCCCACCAUACCCACCACAGCUCAUGACUCCCUCUAAGCUCCGGGGCCGAGCUCUGGGAGCCAGCGGAGGCCUGCGGCCUGGCCCCAGUGGGGGACUCCGAGACCCUGUCACCCCCACCAGCCCCACUGUCUCAGUGACAGGGGCUGGAACUGAUGGGCUACUGGCCCUGAGUGCUUGUACAGGACCCUCGACAGCAGGAGUAUCUGGGGGUCCAGUGGCUGUAGAGCCAGAAGUCCCACCAGUGCCCUUGCCCACGGCCUCCUCCCUGCCUCGGAAGUUGCUGCCCUGGGAAGAGGGCCCGGGUCCCCCGCCACCACCCCUGCCCGGGCCCCUGGCCCAGCCUCAGGCCUCAGCCUUGGCCACAGUAAAAGCCAGCAUCAUCAGUGAACUAAGCUCCAAGCUUCAGCAGUUCGGGGGCUCCUCGGCAGCCGGUGGUCCUCUGCCCUGGGCCCGAGGAGGCAGUGGGGGAAGCGGGGACAGCCACCAUGGGGGACCCAGCUAUGUCCCUGAGAGGACCUCCUCCCUGCAGCGGCAGAGACUCUCUGAAGACUCCCAGUCCUCCCUCCUCUCCAAACCUGUCAGCAGCCUGUUUCAGAACUGGUCCAAACCACCUCUGCCACCGCUCCCCACUGGAACUGGGGUCACCCCUUCAGCCGCUGCAGCCCCAGGGGCCACCUCACCCUCAGCCUCCUCCUCCUCCACAUCUGCCCGCCAUCUCCAGGGUGUAGAGUUCGAGAUGCGGCCCCCUCUGCUCCGCCGGGCCCCCAGCCCCUCGCUGCUGCCAACCUCGGAGCACAAGGUCAGCCCUGCACCCAGGCCCUCAUCCCUGCCCAUCCUGCCUUCUGGACCCCUCUAUCCAGGCCUCUUUGACAUCCGCAGCUCCCCCACUGGAGGAGCAGGAGGCUCGGCUGACCCAUUUGCCCCUGUCUUUGUGCCACCACACCCAGGGAUGUCUGGGGGACUUGGAGGAGCCUUGUCAGGGGCCUCUCGCUCCCUCUCACCAACCCGCCUGCUUUCGCUGCCCCCGGACAAGCCUUUUGGCGCGAAACCUCUGGGGUUCUGGACCAAGUUUGAUGUGGCUGAUUGGCUUGAGUGGCUGGGUUUGGCCGAGCACCGAGCCCAGUUCCUGGACCACGAGAUUGAUGGCUCCCACCUGCCCGCCUUGACCAAGGAGGACUAUGUGGAUCUGGGUGUGACCAGGGUGGGCCACCGCAUGAACAUUGACCGAGCUCUCAAAUUUUUCCUGGAGAGGUGAUGGCUGGCCUGGACGGACCAGCCCGUCCAUAGAACCCUUGAGCCUGCUGGCCUCCUGACCUCUGACCCCUGACUGUCUUCUCUCCCAGGGCCAGGGACUCUGCUCAAACUGCGCCCUGUCCUUAUCUCCCAAGGC
Molecule: messenger RNA, 6649 nt
Organism: Otolemur garnettii (small-eared galago)
Lineage: Eukaryota; Metazoa; Chordata; Mammalia; Primates; Galagidae
Gene: SHANK1
Product: SH3 and multiple ankyrin repeat domains 1
Exons: 23
Coding region: 14-6514 (2166 amino acids)
Cellular component (GO): dendritic spine; postsynaptic density; postsynaptic membrane
Molecular function (GO): ionotropic glutamate receptor binding; synaptic receptor adaptor activity
Source: RefSeq, a predicted model, not a curated record